Ruditapes philippinarum (Manila clam) is the source of this 1360-nucleotide messenger RNA. Its product is annotated as E3 ubiquitin-protein ligase Midline-1-like. Gene Ontology annotation, biological process: positive regulation of DNA-templated transcription. The transcript has 2 exons. Gene Ontology annotation, cellular component: nucleoplasm; chromatin. Gene Ontology annotation, molecular function: zinc ion binding; ubiquitin-protein transferase activity. Lineage: Eukaryota; Metazoa; Mollusca; Bivalvia; Venerida; Veneridae. The coding region runs from base 20 to 403 and encodes 127 amino acids. The record is from RefSeq and is a predicted model, not a curated record.
UAUAUUAGUGUAUAUCAAAAUGGCGACCGGCGGUAGGAGUUUUAUAAGAGCCUCGGAUAUUAUACAUGAUUUUUCUUGCUCUCCUUGCUCAGAAAACAAAAAUAAUUCAGAAGCAAUAUAUAAAUGUGUCGAGUGUAAAACCUUUCUCUGUGCAAAAUGUCGCGAUGGACACAACCAGUUUGUCAAAGGUCAUAAGGUAGUUGAUGUCCGAGCAAAGGAUAUUGGAGGAAGUUUGAUUCAUUGGAAAGGUUAUAAGUGCGAGGAACACCCGGACAAGAUGAUUGAAAUGUACUGCAAGACACAUGAUGAAGUCUACUGUCCUGUUUGUAUACUGAAACACAGAUCAUGUACAGGAGUGGACUACAUUCCAAAUGUUGCUAAAACAGUCAGGGGUGUAACUUAAAGCAGUUAUCAUUUUUAUAACUGAAUUAAGUUACAUAUUUAAGAUCUACAGGUUGCUUCCCUUUGUCUAUCCCGAUAAUUGGUUAUCCCUUUUAGAUUAUUCUAAAAAUAGGUUACAAGGGCACUAAAUCACGCGAGCUUCAUUUUAUUGAUCAUAUGUCCUGUUAAGCUCCCUUUAAUUUUGGAAAUAAGAGCGGCUUAUAUUAAAAACUGAAGUUCAGAGAACAGGGCUAGGGUUCAUAAUACAUGUAAUAAUAUUUGAUGUCACAGGCAUAUUAGGGGGCGGCAGGGCAUGCCCCCUCAGAAAAUUUUAAAAUACUGCACUGCAUUUCUUGAAUUUUGAGCACUGGCUUUUGGUGUCUUUCACUGAGUGUUCAAGUAGUAUUUUUUCACAUUAUUGUUAUACAAAUAAAAGAAAGAAGUUAGAUAAUAACUGUUAGUAUUUUUGGAUCAUUAAUUACCAAAAAAAAUAACCAAUAAAUCCAAAUUAUCAUAAUUUUUUAUCUAGCUUUGACUUACUUUUUAAUAUACCUUUUACGUUUAAUCAUUAAAUCUAUUUUUUUAAAUAAAAGAUCGCUGAAUUGAAGCAAGCGUUCGCUCCAUUUUGAUUUUUUGACAAUCUGUGUCUUAAAUGCAAACAAAUUUAAUGGUGAUGUUGCACAUCAAAGACGCCGAACAAUCAACGGUUAUGUUGACAAUUGCUCCCUAUUUCAGUUGAAUAUUCAAAGCACUAAUCAUUUUUUUUUCUUUUUUUUGUGCUCGUUAUUUAGAAAAUCGCAUAGUUUUGUCAAAAAGAAGACCAUAUAUAUACUAAAUUUUUAAUGCAUAUAUUCAAAAAUUAAUGCCAUGUCUGAAAAUCUGAAAUAUUUGUUUGUUGCGACAAAAAUUGAAAGGUCUGGUCGAAGCAAAAUAAAUUGAAUAACAAUAUAAAACUGAAAUGAUUGGUAUACUUAAAAUA